Molecule: messenger RNA, 3005 nt
Organism: Cucurbita pepo subsp. pepo (vegetable marrow)
Lineage: Eukaryota; Viridiplantae; Streptophyta; Magnoliopsida; Cucurbitales; Cucurbitaceae
Product: pentatricopeptide repeat-containing protein At3g12770
Biological process (GO): RNA modification
Molecular function (GO): protein binding; RNA binding
Source: RefSeq, a predicted model, not a curated record
UUCCAUGGGGGAGAAAUUCUGGAACAUUGACGCGUUCUUGAAUUUGAAAACGGAACUCCGAGUCUGAUAGCAUUGCUAAAAAUGCACCGCCGCUUUCGCCCAACAUGUUUCAUCUUCAACGAUCAAAACCCAUUACUCAAAGUCCCAUUUUCCGUUUCAAAUUCCCGAAUUUUCCCGCCACCCAAUCAAGACUGUUCAACACGCUUUCAUCUCUGUUCAGUCGAUGCAAAUCUCGUCAACAGCUCCAGCAAAUUCACGCCAGGUUCGUCCUCCAUGGUUUCCACCAAAACCCAACUCUCUCUUGCAAACUCAUUGAUUGCUAUGCGAAUUUUGGACUCCUUAAUCUCUCUCACCAUGUUUUCAAUUCUAUAAUCGAUCCCAAUUCGACUCUUUACAAUGCUAUUCUGAGAAAUUUGACUAGAUUUGGGGAAUAUGAGCGCACCCUGUUGAUGUACCGAGAAAUGGUUGGUAAGUCCAUGCACCCGGAUGAACAAACUUACCCUUUUGUUUUGCGAUCAUGUUGUUGUUUGUCACAUGUUGAAUUUGGGAAGAACAUUCAUGGGUGUUUGAUUAAGCUUGGUGUUGAUUCUUAUGAUACGGUUGUUACUGUUCUGGCUGAGAUGUACGAAAAGUGCAUUGAUUUUGAGAAUGCCCACCAACUGUUUGAUAAAAUGUCUGUGAAGGAUUUGGACUGCUGGAGUUCAUUGAUGUCAGAGGCGCCUCAAAAUGGUAAUGGGGACGAUAUUUCCCUGCUCUUUGGGAGGAUGAAAUCAGAGCCAAUAGUGACAGAUUCACUCACAUUUAUCAAUCGCUUGAGGUCUGUUUCGGGUUUAAGUUCAAUUCAGCUUGCAAAAAUUGUUCAUUGUAUUGCAAUUGUGAGCAACUUAUGCGGAGAUUUGUUGGUAGAUACUGCCGUGUUGUCUCUUUACUCCAAGUUAGGUAGCUUAGUAGAUGCUCGCAAGUUAUUUGAAAAAAUGCCUGAAAAGGACCGUGUUGUAUGGAAUAUAAUGAUAGCAGCUUAUGCUCGAGAAGGACGACCAAUGGAAUGUCUCGAGCUUUUCGAGUCCAUGGCACGAUCCGGGAUUAGAGCCGAUCUAUUUACUGCGCUUCCUGUUAUCUCUUCGAUUUCACAGCUGAAACGUGCUGAUUGGGGCAAACAAACCCAUGCCAACAUAUUGAGAAAUGGUUCAGAUAGUCAAGUUUCAGUUCAUAACUCUCUCAUAGACAUGUACUGCGAGUGUAACAGCUUAGAUUCAGCUUGUAAGAUCUUCAACUCGGUCACAAACAAGACUGUAAUUUCAUGGAGUGCUAUGAUCAAGGGGAAUGUCAAACAUGGUUAUCCUCUCAUUGCUUUGUCUCUGUUCUUCAGGAUGAAAUCGGAUGGGAUUCAAGCUGAUUUCAUUACAGUGAUCAAUAUCAUGCCUGCAUUUGUUGACAUAGGAGCACUUGAAAAUGUAAAAUAUUUACAUGGGUACUCAUUGAAGCUAGCCCUGACUUCCCUGCCAUCCCUUAACACAGCCCUCCUAAUCACCUAUGCAAAAUGCGGGUGUAUAGACAUGGCCCAGAGGCUAUUUGAGGAAGAGAGAGUUGAUGACAAAGAUUUGAUAAUGUGGAACUCCAUGAUCAGUGCUCAUGCCAACCAUGGAGAUUGGUCUCAAUGUUUCAAGCUCUACAGUCAAAUGAAGUGCUCGAAUUCAAACCCAGAUCAGGUAACAUUUCUUGGACUACUAACAGCGUGCGUCAACUCCGGUCUCGUCGAAAAGGGAAAGGAGUUUUUCAAGGAGAUGAUUGAAAGUUAUAGCUGCCAACCAAGUCAAGAACAUUAUGCUUGUAUGGUUAAUCUCUUAGGGAGAGCUGGGCUUAUCAAUGAAGCUGGAGAACUUGUAAGAAACAUGCCGAUCAAACCCGACGCUCGAGUUUGGGGUCCAUUGUUGAGUGCUUGUAAGUUGCAUCCUGGGUCUAAGCUUGCGGAGUUUGCGGCCGAGAAGCUCAUUGAUAUGGAGCCGAAAAACGCAGGGAAUUACAUAUUGCUUUCGAACAUAUAUGCUGCUGCUGGUAAAUGGGAUGGAGUGGCUAAAAUGAGAAGUUUCCUUAGGGAUAAAGGGCUGAAGAAGACCCCUGGUUGUAGUUGGCUGGAGAUCAAUGGCCGUGUAGCCGAGUUUCGUGUCGCUGAUCGAACUCAUCCGAGAGCCGAAGAUAUCUAUGCCAUUCUGGGGAACCUUGAACUUGAUAUCAAGGAGGCUAAAGAAAUGAGUCCAGAAAAACUGGGUACUCUUCUAUAACACUUCUGCAUCCUUUUUUUUUUUUAUAAAUGUGUUAAGAAUUGAGAAAUACCAAUCGAGUAUCCCACCAACCACAACUUCCUGCUUUCAACCGCUUCCAAACCAUCGUCAUUGCUUCCGAACCUUAAGCAACCACUACUAGUCCUAAAGUCACAAAUUACAGUCCCCGACUAGUCCAUACAUCACCGCAAGUCGCAAGUCUGUGAGUCUAGCAUUAACAACUACAACUUCCUACUUUCAACAGCUUCCAAACCAUCGCCAUUGCUUCCGAACCUUAAGCAAUCACUACUAGUCCUAAAGUCACAAAUUACAGUCCCCGACUAGUCCAUACAUCACUGCAAGUCGCAAGUCUGUGAGCCUAGCAUUAACAACCACAACUUCCUACUUUCAACAGCUUCCAAACCAUCGCCAUUGCUUUCGAACCUUAAGCAACCACUACUAGUCCUCAAGUCACAAAUUACAGUCCCCGACUAGUCCAUACAUCACCGCAAGUACCAAGUCUGUGAGCCUAGCAUUACCACUACUAUUGCAAUAGUCCCACUAGCUUCUAUUGGUACUCAACUCUUCCGCAAACCAACCAUGUUUAAGGAAGGAUUUUUCUGUCAUGACUUUAGAUCCCAACUUUAGAUCCCACUUGGGCUUUUGAUCCCACCUAGGUUUGUUGCACUUUCAAUCCCAAUUCCAUUUUUCAUUCUUAACAAAAUGAUAGACUUAAAUCCAUUU